Molecule: messenger RNA, 351 nt
Organism: Penicillium manginii
Lineage: Eukaryota; Fungi; Ascomycota; Eurotiomycetes; Eurotiales; Aspergillaceae
Exons: 1
Coding region: 1-351 (116 amino acids)
Source: RefSeq, a predicted model, not a curated record
AUGCGUUUCGUUCCUAUUCUCGUCGCCUCUUUGGCUAGCAUCUCCCUCGCUGCCCCUGCCCCUGCUAAACGCCAGGAGGCCAGCUCGGAUCCGCUUAGCCUGGGCCCAACUGUCGAGGACAUCACGAACCAAGUCACCGGCCUCGUCGGCUCCAUCCUCAAACGCCAGGAAGCCAGUUCCGAUCCCCUUUCCUUAGGCCCCACCAUCGAAGAUGUCACGAACCAAGUCACCGGCCUCGUCGGCUCGAUCCUCAAACGCCAGGAGGCCAGCUCGGAUCCGCUUAGCUUGGGUCCCACCGUCGAAGAUGUUACAAACCAAGUCAGCGGCCUGCUAGGGAAGAGCUCCAACUAA